UUUUCAGUCUAUCAUAAUCUCAUCUUAAAAAUGCAUAUCAAUCCAACCGAAUUCUUCACAAUCUCGCCGUCCUCUCUAAAGAAACUAAUCCGCAACUACAUUCCACCGGAGCUUCUUCCAUCGGAAUGGGACUGCGCGGACAAGAAUCCGCUGAAAAACGUUCAAAACUUGAUUGGCUUGUCCAAUGGAAAGCUGAAAAUGUACGGAUCAGCGGAAGAACUUCUUGACAGUCUGAACACCUUCCAGCGAUUCCCGGGAAGUCAUGAGUUGCUCGGUUUUGAGCUGGCAGAGACUUAUAGUUCCUCUCCGCAAUACUUGAAGAGCAUGAAGGGAUCCACCUACGUCUACAAACACGACUAUUUUGUCAUUCUUCAAGGCAUGAUUCCUUAUAGUCCGCUGAGAAGGUAUGAGACCGAAGUUGCCAUGGCAACUGUCGCCACGUAUUUGAAGAUUAGGGAAUCCGUACUUAAAAGUGACUGCGAGCUUGUUCCACUUGCUCAAAGUGACCUGGAACGGAUUAAGAAUAAUAUUCAAAUUGUGAAUAAUAGCCUAGUCAACUCCGCGUUCAACGAUCUUUCACUUUUGGAAUUUGAGAAUCAUACGAUUGACGAGCUAUUUAUCGCAUUUGAAAAAUUAUUCCCAAGUUUUGAAGAUGAAAGAGUCUAUGAUUCUUUGAAAGCAGUUCUUCGAAAAUUUGUGGAAAAAUUUCCAAUUUGUGAUAACGAGUUCAAGUACCGAACUUUCUUCUCUUGGAGCGGUCUAAUGAUUCUAGAAAUGAUGUUGUUUUUGGAAGAAAACUCUGCACUCGUCCUUCCAAGAUCUCAAAUUACCGAUCAGAAAUGCGCUCCAAUUGUCCGUAUUUUUUCUGACAAGUCGAAUAAGUUCAUAAUGGCUCGUGAGCUUCUCCGGGCGAUGAAGCAAGAAAAUAUGAACGUUACGACAUUUGAAGAAGAAGUUCUUGUGAUGCCAUGGCUAUCAACAUUUACCUAUAAGCAAGUUGCGGAUCGAGUUUCAAAAGAAGACCUGAAAACUAUUGCAGAGUUCAACCUGUUCGAAGAAUUUUUCAAAUCAAUCAAUCAAUAUUUCGACUCAAACAAUGGAAUUCAUUUCAUCGACUUGAAAGAUGUCAUGGAGAUUGACGGAAGAUGGGAAAACUUUUAUAAAACAUUGAACAUUUCUAAUGAAAAUUCAAAGGAAGUUCGCGAUGUGAAGAAAACAGAAUUCACGAUUGAAGAUCUUAAAGAUGAGCUUUCAUAUUUAAAGAUUGACGUCAGCUUCCCAGAAGCCCACGAAAAAUCUGAAAUUGUGUUGGAACAAUUUUGUGCUCUUAAGAAAACGAUAACGACACCUGAUGUCUACGAAAUCAUUGAACACCUUUUGAUUGGUUGCAUUAUUCGAAGAAUUCCUGAAAUGGAAAAGUUUAUUCACAGUCAGCUUGCGUGCUCUCAAGUUUUGGGUUAUCAUUGCGAAACUUGCUUGGGAGCUAAGAAAGUGCAUGUGUCAGAUAUGAAGCCAGUUGAAGUUCCGAAACCGGUGAAAAUUCUAAUAGAAACAAUGAAAGUUGAAAAAAUUGUUUUGGAAACCGUUAUUAAAGUUGAAGAAAAUCAAGAGCCUAAGCUUGCAAAACCAAAGAAAUCAAAAAAGCAACAACCAUCUGAAAAGCCAAUUGCAAAAACUGAAGAAAAACAAUCCAACGCGUGUCCGAAAUGCUUCAGAGCCAGUGAAUACAACAUUAAGCUCAGAGAAGAUUGGAGAUUGGAGAAAAUUGAAACAAAGCAUCUCAGGAAAUCAUUGAAGCUAUCUCAACAAGAAUCCGAAGAGAAUUCUCAAAAAAUUUCUGAGAAAAAUGAAGAAAUUGAACAUUUAAGAGCCCAAGUACAAACAACUCAGCAAGAGCUGAAUGAGACAAUUCGACUCCAGAUGAAACAAAUUCUUGACCACCAAAACGCUCUAGUCAAAAAAUCAUUGCAAGUGAUCGAGAGAGAUGAGGAGAUUCAACUUUUGAAAGGUCAGAUUCAAGCUCAACAAAAUGCUAUUGCUCAACAAAAAAUUUCCAUUAGAAAUCUGGAGCUGGAAAAUCGAAAGUUAAUGCAAAAGAAGCCAACUCAAGCUGCAGAAACCAUCCCUCAAAGAUCAACAGAGGAGACGGAAAAAGUUCAGGCUAUUUUAUUUGAAAUGCUCAAAGCUCAAGCAGUUUUGGAAGUCGAAAGUCCAAUGAACAAGAUCACCAAAAUGACCUCAAAACUUAUUGAAACUUCACUGAACCGGGAAAACAAAAUAAUUGCAAAACGAGAAUUUAUAUAUUUUGAACGACAAAUCAGAGGAUACACAAAGGAAGUGGAAAACCGGAUUAAGAUGAUCAAGUCAAAUCAGGAUAUCAGCAGUGACCAGAUUCCGGAGCUCCGAGACUUUCCAACUUUCUCUGAUGAGUUCUUGAAGGCCUAUAAGGAUACCUUCAAAGAGAAUGCUCCACUCAUUUGUGCUCAACUCCUGAAAACCUCCGACAUGUAAUUCUGGCCUACUGGAUGACAACGAGUUCCCAGCCCUUUCAUGAUCAUGUGUACAUUUUGUGUUCGUUUUUUUUAAAUUUUAAGUUAAUAAUUCGAAUAAAUUAAAUAGGUAAUAAUUGUUACAAUUUGAAUUUUUGUUGCAAAAUGAAGUUCAAUUUUU
Caenorhabditis elegans is the source of this 2670-nucleotide messenger RNA. RefSeq names its product DUF7809 domain-containing protein (gene Y73C8C.3). Lineage: Eukaryota; Metazoa; Nematoda; Chromadorea; Rhabditida; Rhabditidae. The transcript has 7 exons. Bases 31 to 2511 code for a protein of 826 amino acids. The record is from RefSeq and is marked reviewed.